Messenger RNA from Thlaspi arvense, 330 nucleotides. Lineage: Eukaryota; Viridiplantae; Streptophyta; Magnoliopsida; Brassicales; Brassicaceae. The record is from the annotation of a GenBank genome assembly.
AUGCAGAUGAUGUCAAAUGUCAAGCGCAGGAGCACGUCUUGUAGAUCGAAAGGUUCUUGUGACCUCGCGAAACUCUCCAUCACUUUUAGCAGCUUCUUCUUUACCAAAUGCUGCGUUGUCUCAAAGGAAUGCUCCAUGAACUUGGUUGAAUGCAUUUCGGUAACGAUGAUCCGUCGUUGCUCCUUCCAAGAUGCAUCGUCAGCAUUGAAGAUACCAUCCUCGAGCAGAUCGCUGAACCGGUCUUUGAAGAAUGUACCUUUGGGGAAGUUCUUGAAGUUAGUCUUGAGCAUGUACUCCACAUUCGCGGGAACACAAGUCACGGCUCCGUAA